GGACGGGCUACUGUGUAGCGCUCAGCUACUGUUUCCGUUUCCGGCGGAGCUUUGAGGCGGACGGACCAAAAAACGAAGGGGGCGGGAAGCUUAAGCAACUUGACGGAGUAAAUCGUGUCCCUUCACUUUGUUGACGUUUUCGCUGGUUGAAGUUGACUUUGUGAACAUGACAUGAAGUUUCGUGGGAAGAUUGUCGACGUGGCUUGUCUCCACCAUUUCACUCGAGUGGUGAGCACCAUUUCCAAGCUGACCAAGACAUGUGUACUGCGUUUGACGCCCGAUCAUCUUUUUUUCAUCCUCUGCGGCUCGGUAGCAAACGGAGGCGUGGCCAUGUGGUGCGAGCUGGCCCAGGCCACUAUCUUUGAUGAGUACCAGAUGGAGGGCCUGACCUCCCAGGACAACGAAAUUUGUCUGGAGUUGACACCGGAGAACGUCUUCCGUGCGCUCAAGACCGUCCACAGUGCCAAAAGUGUCAAAGUCAAGCUGACCAACAAGCAUUGCCCUUGCCUCACCAUCCUCGCUGAGCUGCCAACCAUGUCCAGCAUCAGCCGCGUAGUGACGCACGACGUCCCCGUAAACGUCGUCCCUCGACGCCUGUGGCACGAGUUCAAAGAGCCCAAUGUUCCCAACUUUGAUGUGAGCAUCUUCCUGCCGCCUUUCAAGACCUUGAAGAACGUGGUGGACAGGAUGAAGAACCUCUCCAACUUCCUGGAGGUGGAGGCUAACCUGAGCGGCGAGAUGACCCUGAAGAUCGAGACGGACCUUGUGUCCGUCACCACUCACUUCAAAGACCUGGGAAAUCCUCAAUGGGACGACGCAUCGCGGCGGUCUUGGGACGUCGACGCCAUGGCACAGGUGCGCGUGGACAUCAGGAAGCUGCAGCAGUUCCUGAUCGGUCAGCAGGUCAACCCAAGCAAAGCCAUAUGCAGUAAGUGCAGCCAUCAUCCGAGCACAUCGUCCACCAGAGGGUGCUCCACCUCUACCUGCUCCACCAGGACGUGUCUCUGCAGUACUUCAUUCCCGGCGUGGCCUAGCCGACGAAAAAACAACUUCGACAAAUUGAAACCCUUUGAGGGCACCAAAACGUACGUCGCAACAUCAGCGUCCUCAGCAGGUAGGACCACAUGAACGCAGCUUGUCUCACUUCCAAGUUGCUUUUUAUGCAAGAUGGAUGCAUACGCAGUCACCAAGUCCCGCCCCCAGCUAAGUGUCGUAUCUUCCCGUCCAUUUGCCGUACCAAUGCAUUAUUAGCUGCUGUUUUUCCCAAAUUGUCUUUAUGUGGAAAAGUUUAAAUGAAAAAAGUUGUUUGCCUAUCUCAGUCAGUUGUGUUGUUUGGUGAUUCCGUGGCUAGCUUUAGCGCCAUGCUAACGCUGAGAAGACAUAGUGAUGAAAGGUCAAUAAAAGCCAAAACAAGUUGA
Syngnathus acus (greater pipefish) is the source of this 1418-nucleotide messenger RNA. It is a transcript of the gene hus1, whose product is annotated as HUS1 checkpoint clamp component. The transcript has 8 exons. The record is from RefSeq and is a predicted model, not a curated record. Gene Ontology annotation, cellular component: checkpoint clamp complex; site of double-strand break; nucleolus. The coding region runs from base 172 to 1128 and encodes 318 amino acids. Gene Ontology annotation, biological process: meiotic DNA integrity checkpoint signaling; double-strand break repair via homologous recombination; telomere maintenance. NCBI's taxonomy places the organism in Eukaryota, Metazoa, Chordata, Actinopteri, Syngnathiformes, Syngnathidae.